AUGUCGAUCGGAAAGUUAUCGGAGUUCAACAUAACAUCGGGAAAUUGGUCGAUGUACAUUGAAAGAACAGAAAUGUUUUUCAAAGUUAACGCGGUUAAAGAAGACUUAUGGCUACCCACUUUAAUUGCGGCGAUGGGCGAUGAAACGUACGAGUUACUAAGUAAUUUGACGAGUCCCGAAAAACCGAGCACCAAGACUUACGCAGCGGUGGUGAAGCUGAUGGGUGACCACUUACAGCCGAAACCAUCUUUUAUGGCAGAGCGAUUUCGAUUCCGCCAAAGAAGGCAAAAUGCGGGUGAAUCAGUUUUGCAAUAUAUUUCGGAACUAAAAAAAAUGUCAAGAUUUUGUGACUUUGGGACGGUAUUAGAAGAGAAUAUGCGGGAUCAGCUGGUAUGUGGUCUUCGAAGCGAAGCUACUAGACAACGUUUAUUCGCCGAAGACAGCUUACAAUACGCGAAGGCAGUCAAAAUUGCCUCAGCCAUGGAAGCGGCGGAAAGGGAUGCCGCAGCAGUGGAGCAGACAAGCGGCAGUGGCAGUGUGAGCAGCGAGGGCGUGGCGGAUUCCGUGCAUGCGGUGCAGGUGGCCACGCGGAAUAGCCGAGGCGGACGUGGCCGGGGCGGCCUACGGGGCUCAGCGGCGGUGCGACGAGAGAAAGAAAUAAACAGUAAUUGUGCGGCUUGUGGAUCUACGGAUCAUAUAAGUAUUGGGUGUCGGUACAACCGGUUCAUCUGUAGUAGAUGUGGACAGAGGGGACAUUUACGUCGUGUAUGCCCGGUACGGUCAGGUGGCAUCUCUCGGCGAGAAGGGCUUCCAAACAAUAGCAUGGUUGCUGGCUUCGCGGACGACAGAGUGCACCGAUCGGAGGUGCUAGGGGUGGACGAACCUCCUUUAUCGGACGACGAGGUCGAGCCGGUCGUAGAAGAUCUACAUCAACUUAGUCUUAACAGUUACAAGCCGGUGAGUUUAAAAAUAUGUAUAGAUGGUAUCGUUUUACCUAUGGAAAUAGAUACUGGAUCAUUAGUAUCAUGUAUUAGUAAAAAUACUUAUGAUAAAUAUUUUAAAAGUAGGUAUUUAGAGAAAUCAAAUAUGUUAUUUAAAUUUUAUGAUGGUUCUACGAUUAGACCCCUAGGGGUGAUCAAGCCACUCGUCAAAUAUAAAAAAAUAAGUAAAAUUGUAGAAUUAUUUGUAAUUGAGGGUGGCACCACUUCGUUAUUGGGAAGACAGUGGCUUUCGGAAUUUUACAUAAAAAUACCAUUAUAUAAACACGUAGAAAAUAUGAAUGUAAUUAAUGCGGAAAAUAAUUUUAAUCAUUCUAUUAAUGUAUUACUCGACAGAUUUAAGGAGUUAUUCUCGGAGGGACUGGGACGGUUCACGGGCGGUAAGGCUCAGCUGCGGGUGCGCGAGGGGGCGACGCCGGUAUUUUGCCGCGCGCGGCCCGUGCCGUACGCGCUGCGCGAGCGGGUCGAGGCGGAGCUGGCGGGCAUGCUGCGCGCGGGCGUCAUCGAGCCCGUUGACAGCGCGGACUGGGCUACCCCACUGGUACCGGUACGUAAGGCGGAUGGUGGACUCCGUAUAUGUGCUGAUUAUAAAGUUACUUUAAAUCCGUUUCUGUUGGUCGAUAAAUAUCCGUUACCGCGAAUUAAUGACUUGCUUGUGAAAUUAAAUGGUGCUAAAAUAUUUACGAAAAUUGAUCUUUCACAAGCCUAUAAUCAAAUAGAGUUACAUGACCCCGAUAAUUUGACAGUUAUUAACACUCACAAAGGACUUUUCAAGUACAAACGAUUAGUAUAUGGAUUGUCUUCGAGUCCUGGAAUCUUUCAGCGAAUUAUGACUAAUCUUUUGAACGAUAUUCCGGGAGUAGAAGUUUUUAUUGAUGAUAUAAUAAUCGGUUCUCCUGAUACUCGGGAACAUUUAAUAACUUUAAAACGUGUUUUAGAGCGGUUACGAAAUAACGGAAUGAAACUUAAAAAAAGUAAAUGCCUAUUUAUGACAAGUGAGGUUAAAUAUCUAGGUUUUAUUAUUUCAGCCGAGGGUAUUAAAGUGGAUCCGGAAAGGGUGGAGGGAAUAGUAAAUAUACCUCGCCCGGUUAAUAUUACGGACUUAAGGGCCUUUCUAGGCACUAUUAAUUUUUACGCAAAAUUUGUUAAAAAUUUAAGUACUAUAUUAGCACCACUGUACCACUUACUGAGAAAGGGAGUAAAUUGGAUAUGGAAUGAUGAGUGUGAAGUAGCAUUCCGGACAAUUAAGUCAAUUUUAGUUGGUGCGGAUGUUCUAGCGCACUACGAUCCGGAAGCGCCUUUGUUUUUAACGUGCGACGCGAGCGCGCGAGGUAUAGGCGGUGUGCUCACGCAAACUGACACGCGAGUCGCUCGCUCGGGCGAGUCGGCGCGGGAGCGGCCGGUCGUAUACGUAUCGCGAGCGUUAACGGCUGCCGAGAAACAUUACUCUCAAAUUGAACGUGAGGCUUUAGCAAUAGUAUUUUGCUUUGAAAAAUUGCAUCAGUACCUGUACGGCAGGCGCUUUACACUGCGUACCGACCAUAAACCUUUGGUAACUAUAUUUGGGCCGAAACAAGGAAUUCCGUCGAUGGCUGCAAGUCGGUUACAACGGUGGGCUAUUAAAUUAUCGGCAUAUACCUAUGAGAUUGAGUACGUUACAUCAAAACAAAACGGCGCUGACGGUUUAUCUCGAUUGCCAGCAAGCUUUAAAAAUAAAAAUAAAAAUAUUUUUAAAAUUCCGGAACAAUCUCACUUACACUUUGCACAUAAUGCUUUAUUAUUAGAUUAUAAUGAAAUUAAAAAACAGACUUGCCGGGACCCACUACUGGGUCGUGUUCUCACUUAUAUUCGUGACGAGUGGCCUCCACAUAAUGAGAUGCUGCCUCUCAACCCUUACUUUAAUCGUAAAAAAGAGUUGUAUGAGGAGUUAGGUUGCGUGAUGUGGGGCCAUAGAAUAGUGAUACCGGAAACCUGCAGGGACAAGGUUUUAACUGACUUGCAUGAGGCUCAUAUGGGGAUAGUUAAAACGAAAUCUUUUGCAAGGAGCUACGUAUGGUGGCCGGGCAUUGACGAAGCAAUCGAGAAAACGUGCCGCGACUGUAGCGUGUGUGUCACGGAGAGUGAAGCGCCACCGCGGCAUAUGCCAUGCCCAUGGCCAUGGCCGAAUAAACCUUGGGCUCGCGUACACAUCGACUUCCUGGGUCCUCUUGCGGGUCGAAUGUAUUUAGUGUUGGUGGAUGCGAGAACUAAAUGUAUAGAAGUUUGUCAGGUACCUAGCACAGCGGCUAGUCACGCAAUUAAAAUGUUGAGUGGCAUUUUUGCUCGUUUCGGUUUACCUAAGCAAAUAGUAUCGGAUAACGGCCCACCUUUCUCUAGCAAUGAAUUUUCAACAUUUGUAAAUACGAAUGGCGAAACGCCAGCGUCACUUAUGUUCGGCCGCCGGUUACGUACUAAAUUUGAUGCUAUGAGGCCUAAUAGGGAGCUUAAAGUUAGAAACGCUCAAGAACAUCAACAAAAGUACAGUACUCAUGAGUCGCGCCUAUUGUACCCAGGGGACGAUGUAUGGCUACGUCAAUAUAGGGGGAACGAUAAAUGGGUGUCGGGGAAGGUAGUGGAUAAGAUGGGGACAACAGAUUAUAGGGUGGUAGAUGCAGCAGGACGCGAAACACACAGACAUAUUGACCAACUGAAACAGCGUAAACGGAGUUCACUAAUCUGUCCUUCUAGCCCAGCGAGUGUCGGCGGGGAGACAGGAGCGACAAGCACCGAGCCCGAAACGCAUGACACAAACAACCCCGGGGACGAUGCGCACGCAUUAGCCCACAGCCCGACUCGCGAACGUGAGAAAAUUGAGGAAUGCGUGGAAUCAAUCCCAACUAACACACAGCAACCCUCGCCUCCCAUUGAACCGCCUCGGUCUCGUCCCAUACGUAGAUGUAGGAUGAAAUAA
This is a messenger RNA of Melitaea cinxia (Glanville fritillary), 3948 nucleotides long. RefSeq lists its product as uncharacterized. Gene Ontology annotation, molecular function: zinc ion binding; nucleic acid binding. The transcript has 2 exons. The record is from RefSeq and is a predicted model, not a curated record. NCBI's taxonomy places the organism in Eukaryota, Metazoa, Arthropoda, Insecta, Lepidoptera, Nymphalidae. The coding region runs from base 1 to 3948 and encodes 1315 amino acids. Gene Ontology annotation, biological process: DNA integration.